GCUAGGCGCCGACGUCCGUUUCUUCACAUCUGAUUGGAUCUCAUCAUAGGCGAGGCGGGGGUUUUACCGCGGUGCGCAUGCGUGCAGCAGAGGAUGGAGGAAUCGGAACCCGAGCGGAAGGUGGGAGCCAGCGGGCUCGCACCGACGAGGCGACUGCCACAGGAAGCCGCUCCGAGGCAGACGAUGAGGACGACGAGGACUACGUGCCGUACGUGCCGUUGCGACAGCGCCGGCAACUGCUGCUGUGCGCCUCGGGGCACAGAACCCAGUCCCAAAAGCCAGGAUCCUGACUCAGGCCCCUGGGCCCGAUGCCCCACUGUGCGUUGGGCUCGGCUCUGUGGGGCGCUGGUGGAACCUCAGCUCCAGAAGCUGCUGCAGCGAAGACGCAAGGGAGCUGCGGAAGAGGAGCAGCAGGACAGCGGCAGCGAGGCGCGGGGAGAUGAGGACGACAUCCCGUUGGGCCCUCAGUCCAACGUCAGUCUCCUGGAUCAGCACCAGCACCUCAAAGAGAAGGCUGAAGCCCGCAAGGAGUCUGCCAAAGAGAAGCAACUGAAGGAAGAGGAGAAGAUCCUGGAGAGUGUGGCUGAGGGUCGAGCCUUGAUGUCAGUGAAGGAGAUGGCUAAGGGAAUCACGUAUGACGAUCCAAUCAAAACUAGUUGGACACCACCCCGUUACGUCCUGAGCAUGUCUGAAGAGCGGCAUGAGCGUGUACGGAAGAAGUACCACAUCUUGGUGGAAGGAGAUGGUAUCCCACCACCCAUCAAGAGCUUCAAGGAAAUGAAAUUUCCUGCAGCCAUCCUGAGAGGCCUGAAGAAGAAGGGCAUCCACCACCCAACACCCAUUCAGAUCCAGGGAAUUCCCACCAUUCUGUCUGGCCGUGACAUGAUAGGCAUAGCCUUCACGGGUUCAGGCAAGACACUGGUGUUCACUUUGCCGGUCAUCAUGUUCUGCCUGGAGCAAGAGAAGAGGUUACCUUUCUCUAAGCGUGAAGGGCCCUAUGGACUCAUUAUCUGCCCCUCGCGGGAGCUGGCCCGGCAGACCCACGGCAUCCUGGAGUAUUACUGCCGCCUGCUGCAGGAGGACAGCUCUCCACUCCUGCGCUGUGCUCUCUGCAUCGGGGGCAUGUCCGUCAAAGAGCAGAUGGAGACCAUCCGACAUGGUGUGCACAUGAUGGUGGCCACCCCUGGGCGCCUCAUGGAUCUGCUACAGAAGAAGAUGGUCAGCCUGGAUAUCUGUCGUUACCUGGCCCUGGACGAGGCUGACCGCAUGAUCGACAUGGGUUUCGAGGGUGACAUCCGUACCAUCUUCUCCUACUUCAAGGGCCAGCGACAGACUCUACUCUUUAGUGCCACCAUGCCUAAGAAGAUUCAGAACUUUGCCAAGAGCGCCCUGGUAAAGCCUGUCACGAUCAAUGUGGGGCGUGCCGGGGCUGCCAGCCUGGAUGUCAUCCAGGAAGUGGAAUAUGUGAAGGAGGAAGCCAAGAUGGUGUACCUGCUUGAGUGCCUGCAGAAGACACCGCCGCCCGUGCUCAUCUUUGCAGAGAAGAAAGCAGAUGUGGACGCCAUCCAUGAGUACCUGCUCCUCAAGGGGGUUGAGGCUGUGGCCAUCCAUGGGGGCAAAGACCAAGAGGAACGAACCAAGGCCAUCGAGGCAUUCCGGGAGGGCAAGAAGGAUGUCCUAGUGGCCACAGACGUAGCCUCCAAGGGCUUGGACUUCCCUGCCAUCCAGCACGUCAUCAAUUAUGACAUGCCUGAGGAGAUCGAGAACUAUGUGCACCGUAUCGGCCGCACUGGGCGCUCAGGAAACACAGGCAUUGCCACUACCUUCAUCAACAAGGCCUGUGAUGAGUCGGUGCUGAUGGAUCUCAAAGCCCUGCUGCUGGAGGCCAAGCAGAAGGUUCCACCCGUGCUGCAAGUACUGCACUGCGGGGACGAGUCCAUGCUGGACAUUGGAGGAGAGCGUGGCUGUGCCUUCUGUGGGGGCCUGGGCCAUCGGAUCACCGACUGCCCCAAACUCGAGGCUAUGCAGACGAAGCAGGUUAGCAACAUCGGCCGCAAGGACUACCUGGCCCAUAGCUCCAUGGACUUCUGAGCUGGCUGUCAUCCCUCUUUCUCUCCAACGGGCCUCCGUCCCUGGGGCUCCAGCCACCUCCCACACACCCCUGCCCCGUGGGCAAGAAGCCAGCAUCCUCGGCCCAGCUGGCCUGGGUUGGGCCAGGCUGGACCUGGCUGCCUGUUCCCUGUGCCCCCCAGAAUUACUAUUUUUGCUCCUCUUUAUCCCAGCUGCCAUUAAAACACCAGCCUUUUUGGUCUCA
This is a messenger RNA of Lagenorhynchus albirostris (white-beaked dolphin), 2314 nucleotides long. RefSeq names its product DEAD-box helicase 41 (gene DDX41). Bases 94 to 2091 code for a protein of 665 amino acids. The transcript is spliced from 17 exons. Gene Ontology annotation, cellular component: spliceosomal complex. NCBI's taxonomy places the organism in Eukaryota, Metazoa, Chordata, Mammalia, Artiodactyla, Delphinidae. Gene Ontology annotation, biological process: mRNA splicing, via spliceosome. Gene Ontology annotation, molecular function: RNA helicase activity; RNA binding; ATP binding. The record is from RefSeq and is a predicted model, not a curated record.